GGGAGGGCGUGGAAGGAAAGUUCCACGGUGAAGCCACUUGGGAGAAAUUCGAAGUGGAGUUUUAUAAUCAGUACUACUCAACUUUUGAAGUCAAUCUCAAAAGGAGGGAGUACACGAACCUAAAACAGGAGGAUGGUUGCUCGGUGAGGCACGUGGAACAGAGGUUCCGUGACUUGGCACGAUUCAUCCCAGAAUACUCCUUGGAUGAAAAUCGUAUGGCCAAUCACUUUUGGGAUGCCCUACAGUUGGACAUCCGUGACCAGGCUACUUACCAACACAACAUGACAUUUAGCCAAAUCGUUGAUCAGGGGCUCCUUGGGGAAACCCAAUGGAAUGAAAGGAAGGCGAGAGACGCCGAGGAGGCGAAGAAGAGGAAAUGGGGCAACUCGGGACCCCAAGACCACUCCCGGAGGCAUCACGCCGGGGGUGGCAGUACAUUCAGGGCGCCAACACCACCAACGAAAAGGUAUAAGGGCCCAGGAGGGCAAGGGCCCAAACCGAGGGGUGUGGGACCACCAAGGUGCGCGAACUGCGGUAAGAACCACGGGAGAAGGUGCAAUGAACCACCCCGAUGCUUCAAAUGCGGUAGCACGAGCCACCUCAAACCCUCUUGUCCAAUGCUGAACGGAGGAGGACCAUCGGGAGCUAUGGGAGGACCUACGACUAGUAGGGGACGUGUGGGGCCGUCUCAGGCCGGCACGGGAAGGGGCGGACCCACGGCUAGCAAUGCCGCGUCCGUUAACCAAGGGAGGACCCAAGCACGGGUGUAUGCAAUGACCGAGGCUGAUGCUCGGGUCAACCCGGACUCCAUUGCAGGUUGAGGCUAGAGUCCUACUACCUGCACCUUUGCCUAGGGUGAUUGAUCAAGAAGGAAGACGUGGUUCGUGCUUCCAUUCUUAUUUCAAAUAUAUAAACUGCUCAUGGAUUUUUGAACAAUAUUUUCAUUAAAAGAGUUGGGGGCCUGCCUGCCCGUGUUUGCCACGUGUGGCUAAGUAUCAAACAUAUUAUUAUUUCCGCAUUUGUUUGAUUAUGAUAUUGAUGUUGAUUGUAUGUGUUUA
This is a messenger RNA of Cuscuta europaea, 1058 nucleotides long. Lineage: Eukaryota; Viridiplantae; Streptophyta; Magnoliopsida; Solanales; Convolvulaceae. The record is from the annotation of a GenBank genome assembly.